This is a messenger RNA of Cryptococcus amylolentus CBS 6039, 1103 nucleotides long. RefSeq lists its product as hypothetical. The coding region runs from base 114 to 818 and encodes 234 amino acids. Gene Ontology annotation, biological process: fatty acid catabolic process. The record is from RefSeq and is a predicted model, not a curated record. Gene Ontology annotation, molecular function: 2,4-dienoyl-CoA reductase (NADPH) activity. The transcript has 6 exons. Lineage: Eukaryota; Fungi; Basidiomycota; Tremellomycetes; Tremellales; Cryptococcaceae.
UGGGUGUGUUGUUGUUGUGCCUCGCAGAAUUUUGGCCUCGGUAUCCACUUUGCAUCCGUAUAAGAAGGGCAAGUCAAGUAGGGCCGUCCAUCCCAGCCCCAACAUCACCCAACAUGUCCUCCGCCGCCCCCGUCCCCAACAUCGCAGACACCUACAAGCAGGACCUCUUCAAGGGCAAGGUCCUCUUCUGUACAGGAGGAAGAAGCGGCAUUUGCUAUGCCAUCGUCGAGUCCAUGAUGUCCCUCGGCGUCAGUGCGGCUAUCGUCGGGCGAGAUGCAAAAGGCCUAGACGAGUCUGCCAAGAAUCUUCAGGACGCCACAGGAUCCAAAUGUAUCGCUGCCCCUGCCGACGUGCGCAAGCCCGAGCAGAUCAAAGACGCCGUCAAGCGCACUGUCGAUGCGUAUGGCAAGAUCGACUUUGUCAUCUGCGGUGCCGCCGGCAACUUUCUCUCGCCCAUCUCUGGUCUCUCCGAGAACGCCUUCCGCACCGUAGUCGAGAUCGACCUCCUCGGCACUUACCAUACCCUCAAAGCCACCCUUCCCUACCUCCGAGAAUCACGCGGAGCGUACCUCCACAUCUCUGCUACGUUGCACUACAGGGGUGUACCUUUCCAGGCGCAUGUCGCUGCUGCAAAGGCUGGAGUGGACGCACUGAGCAAUGUGAUUGCAGUAGAGGAAGGACCUUGGGGGGUUAGGUCAAACAUCAUCGCUCCGGGGCCUAUUCUGGGUACUGUGGGAGCUGACAAACUCUCGAUGAAAGGCAAAGAGUUUGGCAAAGACAUUCCUCUUUCCCGAGCAGGCCACGUCGGUGAGUCUUGAUCUGUCCCUUUACUUCUAGUCGUGUGAUAAUGUCAAUACUCGCUAGACGAUAUCGCCAACGCUGCGCUAUAUCUCUUCUCGCCAGCCGCUGCUUGGGUCUCUGGUUCUACAUUGGUCGUCGAUGGCGCUGAGAACCACAUUCGAAGCCUCAAGUUUCCCUACCCAGAAACGCUCUUGGAACCAGAGAGAUUUAAAGACCUUGUCAAACCCAGGCUGUAGUCGAAUGCGCGAAUGUAGGCUAGUAAGAGUAUCUCACCGGGAUUGUAUGAACAGCUGUAUCUCGAA